This is a messenger RNA of Saccostrea cuccullata (small rock oyster), 746 nucleotides long. RefSeq names its product transmembrane protein 42-like. The transcript has 4 exons. The record is from RefSeq and is a predicted model, not a curated record. NCBI's taxonomy places the organism in Eukaryota, Metazoa, Mollusca, Bivalvia, Ostreida, Ostreidae. The coding region runs from base 280 to 717 and encodes 145 amino acids.
CCUUGGAAAUACAACUUUUUUAUAUAUCAUGCUGAUUGUCACCCAGUGUAACUAUGGUUUAUAGUUAUUUUGAUUCCUAAUAAGGCAGAUGGGUGUCUUUUUAACCAUUGUCUCUCUUGAUACUCUCCGAGAACUUGACUUGAAAGGGUGACCACUGAGGACAAUAAAAUUGCCAUCUAAAUUAAUACAUGUACCGUUAUUACUGAAUAUCAAGUCAAUUGGUAAAUCUGGGAGUUACUUAUAACAUGGACUCCGAACUAGAGGUCUAAAUCUGAAGUAAUGGCAGGAGUGAAUCAUGGCCGAGGACUGAUGCUGGCGGUCAGUGCAGGUGUCAUGGCAGCCCUCGGUUCUGUCUCAGCCAAACUGGCCACUAGUGACCACAUCAUUAUGGACAUCUGUCAAAUCAUCAUUAGGAGUGGCAUUUGCCACCAGCUGAGUCUUGUGAUGAGGAUUUUGUUUUUUGCUCUGAUAUUUGUUUGUAAUGGCAUGAUGUGGACUCUUUUUACCAAGUCCCUCCAGUUCUGUUCGUCAACAGCUGAAGCAACAGUUACAAACACAGCCUCCAACUUCCUUAUCAGUGCCUUGAUGGGAGUAACUCUGUUCAAUGAGACCCUCUCCCUGCGAUGGUGGAUUGGAGCCAGUUUGAUUGUUACAGGACUUCUGCUGAUUCACAGGGCAAAUAGAAAAGAAAGUGAAGAGAAAAAUAAAACAGACUGAUUUCCAGAUGUCAUGACUUUUCCCCCCCA